Strongylocentrotus purpuratus (purple sea urchin) is the source of this 561-nucleotide messenger RNA. RefSeq lists its product as uncharacterized. The record is from RefSeq and is a predicted model, not a curated record. The transcript is spliced from 3 exons. The coding region runs from base 44 to 526 and encodes 160 amino acids. NCBI's taxonomy places the organism in Eukaryota, Metazoa, Echinodermata, Echinoidea, Camarodonta, Strongylocentrotidae.
UGUAUUUACUGUUCUCCCAAUAUAUGCAUGUCCAUUUAGGUAAAUGCAUGGUAACGAUGCUAGAUACUUGUUUUUACACACAGCUCCAUAUGCAUCUCAGUAUGCAGCUAUAGGCGGUGGAGUUGCAGCAGCAGUAGUGGCAGUAUGCAUCAUUAUCAUCAUUCUCGUUUAUAGAUGCAAGUGCAAGCCGAAACAAGACCCAAACAAUGGUUCCGGUCUCGAGGGGAUGGCAGGUGAAGAAGCACCACCUCCUGGGUACGAGACUACGAUUGUGGCUUCUCCCGAAGCCUCUGGCAGUGACACCUUGCGCAUGAACAUGGAGAACGACCAACAAGGCGAGAUCGAGAAUGAAUAUUUAACGCCCCGAAUGAAGAGAGAGACCAUGGAGGCAGAGUAUGUCGACAUGAAGACCAUAGACAACCAAGUAGUCAUGGUAACUGAGGAUAUCUAUGAAAAAAUGGCGGACGAUGCCGCAGGUAAACACGCCGUAACUUCGAAGGAAGCGGAAUAUUCGGUUGUAAUCUAAAGCUCAAAGGAGGGAAAUCUGAGUUCAUGAUUCUA